Molecule: messenger RNA, 3333 nt
Organism: Histoplasma mississippiense
Lineage: Eukaryota; Fungi; Ascomycota; Eurotiomycetes; Onygenales; Ajellomycetaceae
Exons: 3
Coding region: 1-3333 (1110 amino acids)
Molecular function (GO): nucleic acid binding; RNA-DNA hybrid ribonuclease activity
Source: RefSeq, a predicted model, not a curated record
AUGACAUAUGUACGCAAGGGCUCAAAGACAAGGGCACAGCAACACCGGUCUGUGCAAAGCAGGGAUCUGCUAUGGGUCAGUGUAAAUGGCUGCCACAUUCUCAAUGUGUACAGACAGCCUGGGACAGACGCAGUCAUGGACUAUCUGACCAAUCUGAGCCCACCAGCCCGCUGUCUGAUAGGUGGGGAUAUCAACGUACGGCAUGAUGCCUUUGAACCAGGGGCAGUGAAUCUGCACCGAGGCGGGGAGCUUGUCCAAUGGGCCAGUGAACAUGGGAUGGACUUUGUGGGAGAGAUAGGGGUUCCGACUCAUGCAGCAGGUCAUGUGAUUGAUCUCACCUUCUCCAAUGUGGCCUUUGCUUCCACUACAGUGCGUCAAGAUCUACACUGCGGCUCAGAUCACCAGUCUAUGAUCACUAUGCUGCCAACAACACCUCAAACACAGCUGAGUGAUGCUCGGAUCAAGAUCACAGACUCUCAGCUGGAGCCCUUUGCAGAUCUUGUCAGAGGUCUCAUGGUGGACAUGCCUUGCCCAGAGGGGGUUGGAAAUGUGGCACAGCUUGAUGAUCUGGCCCAGCACUUCACUCAGAGUCUUCUGGCUGCAGCUCAGGCAGUCAGUAAGCCAGCUCAACAAGGGCGGACCACAGCCCCCUGGUGGACAGCAGACUGCCGAAGAGCGCACCGAGAGCUCACUACUCACCAGACAGAGGCCGCGAAGCACCAGUUCAAGGAUGCAGUGCGCAAGGCCAAGCGUGCAUACUGGAGGCAGGUGAUCAAUGGCGCCAGAGAUGGUAGAGACCUGUACCGGGUGGUGGCAUGGCAUAAGCUGGAACCCAACCUCAGAGCACCCCCUCUGGUGAUUGGGGAUCAGGUCAUAGAAGAGACAGCCGCCAAAGCUGAGGCACUUCAACAAGCAAUUCUGAAGCGAUACAACUCAGCUGAUGAUCUGGAGUAUGACCCACUGGAUGAUGAGCACUGGAGCGGCAUGGGGAACCUGCCCUGGAACCCCUGGAUUGGGAUGGAGAUGGAGCGCAACACCAUUGGGGUACAGAGCACCUCCCCAGGCACAGAUGGAAUCACAGUGAGGAUGCUCAAAGCAUGCUGGCAGCAUGUGUCCCUCUUUAUACAGCAGCUAUACAACUGCUGCCUCCGGCUCUGCCACUUCCCACGAGCCUGGAAACUGGCAGAGGUGGCAAUGAUACCCAAGGUGGUCAGCCCACAGCAUGGGGGGGCGCUGCCCAGACGAUCUGCAAUGGACCUGGUAGCUGCUUUCACUCAUGAGGUGGAGGCAGCCUUCGCACAAAACAAGGAAGUGUCCAUGGUCACAAUGGAUGUGCAGGGUGCCUUUGAUGCUGUGCUGCGCAGGCGGCUGCUUCAGCGGAUGGCGCAGCAGGGGUGGCCACGCGAGCUGCUGCAGCUCAUUGACAGUUUCCUCACUGAACGCAGAGCUCAGGUCCGGCUGGAGGGGACCACCACAGCAGCACAUCAGAUGCAAUGUGGCACGCCACAGGGGUCUCCUUUGUCACCAAUACUGUUCCUUCUGUACCUGGCAGAGCUGCUGUGGCAAAACUCGGAGUUGCGCUUUGGCUAUGCGGAUGAUCUGAACAUCUGGCGGGCGACCCACUCACUUGACAACAAUGCCACCCUUCUCAGACAGGAUAUACAGAGUAUUCUGAGGUGGGGGGAGAUAAACAAGGUGGCCUUCGCACCAGAGAAACUUGAGAUGAUCCAUCUUACAAGAAAGCGACACAAUGAGGCACCAGCAGUAGUUGUGUCUGAGGACCUCACUGUUCACCCUGUUACUGCCCCAGCUGGACAGGAGCCAGCACUUCGCUGGCUGGGUGUACACUUCGACAGAAGGCUCACCUGGAGACCACAUGUCUCCACCCGGGCAAAGAAGGCAAGGGCCGUGGCCCAGCACAUCCGGAGUCUGGGAAAGACCAGAGACGGGCCCCCAGCAGACGCUCUGCGGAAGGCGGUCACCACCUGCGUGGUUCCCUCACUGCUCUAUGGCACAGAGGCCUGGUACGGCGGCCGCACGCAGCCAGCAAGGCACACGGGCGGGAGUGGGGAGGUUAGCUCCCGCCUGGGAUGGCAUGUGGGGACAGUUGAGAAGGUGCUUACUAUGGCAGCCAGAGGGGUCCUCCCAGUUUUCCGUACAACGCCCAUCGCUACCCUAUACCGGGAUGCUGGGCUCCCAUCAGCAAUGGUAGCUCUGGAGGAGGCCAAAAUUCGAUUCGCGACAAGGCUUCAGGUGGUGGAUGAGAAGCACCCACUGGCUUCACGGAUAGCACCUCCAAUGAUCACACGAGGAAGAGGGGCUGGAACCCGGCAGCGCUCAAAGACCAAGAUCCAGCGGUUGGGGGCGCUGCUACCUGCAGUCAAUAGACCCACACUUGCCAUCCCACACUACUCAGAGGGAUGCGGGACAGACCCCACAGAGGGUGUAGACAAAAAGAGUGCUGCUCAGGCAUUCAAGAAAUGGUGGAGAAGUCAACCCUCAACAGAUCUAUAUGUUUUCUCAGAUGGAUCAGAACGGAGCCUUGACAACAGCAGGCAGGCAGUUGGUGCCUGCCGGGCAUUGGAGUGCGCCGUGAAGCUCCUACCUUGUGUCACAGAGGACAGCAGCAACCCUCAGAUCUGGCUCUGCCUCGACAACACCUCAGUCAUCUGGGGCAUACGGGGCAGUGCAGCAGCCUCCUCAAACUGGGCCUACAACCGCUGCCAUGAGCUCCUCAGACAGCACAAUGUCGGCCUGAAAUGGGCUCCUGGGCAUAUGGGGAUAGAGGGCAAUGAGGAAGCAGACCGCUUGGCUAAGCGGGCAGUCUCAUCCACUGCAGCCCCAGCCUAUGGUCUCGAGGCCACACCCACAGUCAGUGGGGUCCGCACAGUGGCCAAGCAGCUCAGCCAAGAGGCAAGGCGAAAGUGGUGGAGUGGAGCCUGUGGCAGGCUCUCUGACUGGUACCGGGGCUGGAGUUUCAGCAGGCCGACUGUGGAAUACCAAGUGAAGGCCCCUCCGGAGCUCACCAUGCCACGGCAUGCCCUUCACCGCUGGCUCGCACUCCGCUCCUCUCAUGGGGACUUCUCCUGGUACCACAGGCGUUUCCAGCAUGCAGAUGCGAGGCUCACCUGUGUCUGUGGACACAACAAGAGCCCAGAACAUUUGGUGCUCUGUCGACACUCACAGAGGCACUUUCUUCACUGGCCCAAGAGGCCAGCAGCACGGCCACACAACCGGGCGACAGCUGUUGCCUAUCUAGGGUCUCUGACCCCUACAGACUUUGUAGAACUGCUGGACUGCACGCAGUUCUACACACGGUACUGCACAAGGUAA